Messenger RNA from Triplophysa dalaica, 1993 nucleotides. RefSeq lists its product as uncharacterized. Bases 649 to 1218 code for a protein of 189 amino acids. The transcript has 4 exons. Lineage: Eukaryota; Metazoa; Chordata; Actinopteri; Cypriniformes; Nemacheilidae. The record is from RefSeq and is a predicted model, not a curated record.
CCGACGCUUUCCAGUAAAACGAGGGAUUUUUAGCGAAAUUUGACAUAAGAAACAAAGUUCAUGUUACAGUUUAUGUCAGAUUUAAUACUUGGUCAGAAACAUGUUGUUUAAAUGUGACAUCCGGUCGUUACAUUGAUGUGGGGAUGACAUGAGAACACAUGCAGUUCGAGUUUCCCAACACACUCGACACCAGCGGAGAGUUUCAUCAGGUCUUUUCAGGAGACUCUGAUAGCGCCACUCAUACGACGAAUCAGAUUCCUUGCAUGUGAUCGUGGGGAUUCCCCUCUUCUUUGAAAGCUUGAGGAUUUAUCGGCAUCUAUCGCUGCAUGAAUGUUUUUAAUCGUCAUAUCUGUCAAUGUGAUAAGUGUUAAUGUUCCUGGGAUACUGAUGAAGUAUAUUGGUCUUGAAUUUGUCUCAUGACUUGAUGCUGUGCCUUCCAGUAAAAUCAGUGACAUCAUUGCCAGUAACCUUGUUGUUUAUCUUGUACACAUCCUGUGUAGGGACUAUGGUCGCUCCACUUUUUCGACGAAUCGGGUUCCUAGCAUGUGAUCGUGAUUGACAGCUUGUUCAGACCGUCAUGUUCAAAGACUCCGGCGGCAUCUAUCGCAGCAUCAAGUGGGAGCAUUAAGAAAACUAAUCAUAGUCACAAUGUUUGACUUUAAGAUCAUCAAUUAUUUUCUGCUUUUCAUGGGUUUCGCCGGGGCUGCUUCUGGCGAGACUGUGGUCGAAUUAUCAGUGGUCGAAGGAGGAAACCUCACCGUCUUCACUGCGACCACUCGAUCAGAGGAAGACCCCCAGAUUCUGACCAGCCGACUUCACGGAGCAUCAGAAGAUCUGAUCGCACAGCUGUCCUGUAACAAUAACAACUGCACAAAUGAAUGCUCGGAAACUGUUUUAAUUCGUUACGAUGCACAGAAUGUUACAAUUGUCCUCGUGAACGCCAACCGCAACCAACAAACGGGGCGAUACAAAGUUUACGUUCACUGUGGCACACGCAACGAAAACUGGAUGUACAACAUAACUGUAUUCGAGUCUACACGCAGUGUCAUCAGCCCAGAAUCUCCUCCUUCUUACAUCAUCAGUAAACCAGUAACUGCGGGUAUAAGGGCUACUCUUGGCAUCUUGGUCUUUGCCCUCUUUAUUGGUGUCAUCUUCUACAUAUAUUGGAGAUACCAUAGGAAGGCAAGUAUUAUCAAUGGGAAAUGUGAUGAGCGGUGACCUCUCAUUAAUGUGAUUGUGAAAUGAAACUAGCAAGUUGUCGUCAUUUCAUCACUCUCAUGACAUUAUAAACCCGAUUGGCCUCUUCUGCGAGCAUGAGAAGACAUUUUAAAAAUUGCUAAUGCUUUUCUUUUUUUAUACAGUAAAGAAGAAUUAUAAAUUAAAUUUAGUCUAAUAGGUCAAGGCCAAGGGUUUGAAAAAAUAUUUGAGUGGUUUAUCCAUUUAACCAUGAAAAGAUGAGCUAAUCUGGUUUGUCCAUCAUAACGUGUUUAAGCUGUGUAUUUGUAUUUACUUCUAGGGGACACUGCCGGAUGCGGUGCCUUAAAUCGUGCCGUCAGCAGAACUAUGCAAACUGUUGAGAAUGAUCUUCUUGAUCGAUCACAUUACAUACUGUAUGUACUGUUUCUGAAUGUAGGUGCUGUUGAUUUAAAGUGCACUGAGACUGUUUAUGGUCCUCUUAUACAGCACACGCCUAGUACCCGACUGACCUGAUUGAGAAAACAUAAAAUGUUGAAAUGUGAAAACACCUUGUAUUUCAGGUUAAUGUCUGCUAAAAUCCUUUGGUCUUAUGACUGUCUGAGGGUAAACAUUGAUCUGAUUGUUUAUACAGUGGGGAAUUCUUAGAGAAUAACGGGUGGGGCUGAAGGAGUGUGUGUAGACCUGUAAACCACUGCAAUUGUGUGAGUGACUUCACCUUUUACAAAGACGAAAAUUAUCCAAUAAAAUAACAACAACCGGAUAUAUUUCAUAAUGACACAUGAAUGUGAUUUAUAGA